Molecule: messenger RNA, 3918 nt
Organism: Phoenix dactylifera (date palm)
Lineage: Eukaryota; Viridiplantae; Streptophyta; Magnoliopsida; Arecales; Arecaceae
Biological process (GO): protein import into nucleus
Molecular function (GO): protein binding
Source: RefSeq, a predicted model, not a curated record
CAAACUCCCAUAAUUUGCUCUCGAACCCUAACGAUAAAAAGCCAAGAAACUACCCACUCCUCGACCGAGCGAGCGGGGCGAGCGAGAAAGCGAGCGGCCCGACGACGACCUCGACUCCUCUCCUCUCCUCUCCUAUCCGCCGUCCCCGUCCCCGUCCCCGUCCCCGUCCCCAAAACCCUAGCACCCGACCGCGUCCUCCGGCGAUGGACCACCAGCAGCAGCAGCAGCUGGCGGCGAUCCUCGGCGCCGACCCAGCGCCCUUCGAGGCUCUCAUCGCCCGGCUGAUGUCCUCCGCCAAUGACCAGCGAUCGCAGGCGGAGUCCCUCUUCCACCUCUGCCGCGACCUCCACCCCGACGCCCUCGCCGCCAAACUCGCUACCCUCCUCCACUCCUCCCCCCACCUCGAGAUCCGCGCCAUGUCCGCCAUCCUUCUCCGGAAACUCCUCACCCGCGACUCCUCCCCCUCCCCCGCCGCCGGCGACUCCUCCUCGCCGUCCUACCUCUGGCCUCGCCUAUCCCCGGCCUCCCAGGCCUCGCUUAAGUCCCUCCUUCUCGCUUCCGUCCAGCGAGAGGACGUCAAGUCCAUCGCCAAGAAGCUCUGCGACACCGUCUCCGAGCUCGCCGCCGGCCUCCUCCCCGAUGACGCCUGGCCCGAGCUCCUCCCCUUCAUGUUCCAGUCCGUCACCUCCGACAACCCCCGCCUCCAGGAAUCGGCCCUCCUCAUCUUCUCCCAGCUCGCCCAGUACAUUGGCGACACCCUCCUCCCCCACCUCCCCACCCUCCACUCCGUCCUCCUCUCCUCCCUCUCCCACCCCACCUCCGCCGAUGUCCGGAUCGCCGCCCUCGGCGCCGCCAUCAAUCUCGUCCAGUGCCUCCCCUCGGCUGCCGACCGCGACCGCUUCGGCGACCUCCUCCCCGCCAUGAUGCGCACCCUCACCGAGUCCCUCAACUCCGGUAAGGAGGCCACCGCCCAGGAGGCCCUCGAGCUCCUCAUCGAGCUCGCCGGCUCCGAGCCGCGCUUCCUCCGCCGCCAGCUCCCGGACGUCGUCGGCGCCAUGCUCCAGAUCGCCGAGGCCGAUCGCCUUGAGGAGGGCACUCGCCACCUUGCUGUCGAGUUUGUGAUCACGCUUGCAGAGGCGCGGGAGCGCGCCCCAGGGAUGAUGCGCCGGCUCCCCCAGUUUAUCGGGCGGCUGUUUGCCGUGCUGAUGAAGAUGCUGCUCGACAUCGAGGACGAGCCCGCCUGGCACAGCGCGGAGGCUGAGGAUGAGGAUGCUGGGGAGACCAGCAACUACAGCGUCGCCCAGGAGUGCCUCGACCGUCUCUCCAUCGCCCUCGGAGGGAAUACCAUUUUGCCGGUCGCGUCUGAACUGCUCCCAGCGUACCUGGCCGCCCCCGAGUGGCAGAAGCACCAUGCUGCCCUUAUCACUCUUGCCCAGAUUGCUGAAGGUUGCUCGAAGGUGAUGAUUAAGAACCUGGAGCAAGUGGUGAACAUGGUCCUCAAUUCAUUCCAAGAUCUCCAUCCCCGUGUGCGCUGGGCGGCCAUAAAUGCUAUUGGGCAGUUGUCUACGGAUUUGGGGCCAGAUUUGCAAGUCCAAUAUCACCAGAGGGUGUUGCCUGCAUUGGCAUCGGCGAUGGAUGACUUCCAGAAUCCCCGUGUUCAGGCGCAUGCUGCUUCAGCAGUCUUGAAUUUCAGUGAGAAUUGCACACCAGAUAUUUUGUCACCUUACUUGGAUGGAAUUGUUAGCAAGUUGCUUGUACUCUUGCAGAAUGGGAAGCAGAUGGUGCAAGAGGGAGCUUUGACGGCUUUAGCAUCAGUUGCUGAUUCGUCACAGGAACAAUUCCAAAAAUAUUAUGAUGUUGUUAUGCCUUAUCUCAAAGCUAUUUUAAUGAAUGCAACUGACAAGUCCAAACGGAUGCUUCGUGCCAAGUCUAUGGAGUGCAUAAGUUUGGUUGGAAUGGCUGUGGGCAAGGAGAAAUUUAGGGAUGAUGCUAGACAGGUAAUGGAAGUGCUGAUGACAUUGCAAGGAUCUCAAAUGGAGACAGAUGACCCAAUAACAAGUUAUAUGCUACAGGCCUGGGCCAGACUAUGCAAGUGCUUAGGACAGGAUUUUCUUCCGUACAUGAGUGUUGUAAUGCCUCCAUUGCUUCAGUCUGCUCAGUUGAAGCCUGACGUAACCAUUACCUCUGUGGAUUCUGAUGAGGAUAUAGAAGAAUCAGAUGAUGAAAGCAUCGAAACCAUCACUCUUGGGGAUAAAAGGAUUGGUAUUCGGACUAGUGUGCUGGAGGAGAAAGCCACAGCUUGUAACAUGCUCUGUUGUUAUGCUGAUGAACUCAAGGAGGGUUUCUACCCAUGGAUCGAUCAGGUUGCUCCUACUUUAGUGCCGCUUCUCAAAUUUUAUUUCCAUGAAGAAGUCAGGAAGGCUGCUGUUUCUGCCAUGCCAGAACUACUUCGCGCAGCAAAGUUAGCUGUGGAGAAAGGGCUGACUCAGGGUCGUAAUGAAUCAUAUGUUAAGCAGUUGUCUGACUAUAUAAUUCCAUCUCUCAUUGAAGCUUUGCAUAAGGAGCCUGAAACAGAAAUUUGUGCAUGCAUGUUGGAUUCAUUGAAUGAGUGUUUACAGCUCUCUGGACCACUUCUUGAUGAAGGCCAGGUGAGAAGUAUAGUGGAUGAGAUCAAGCAUGUGGUUACAACAAGCACGACUAGGAAAAGAGAAAGGGCAGAAAGGACAAGGGCAGAGGACUUUGAUGCUGAGGAAGGAGAAUUGCUUAAAGAGGAAAAUGAACAAGAGGAAGAAGUCUUUGACCAGGUUGGUGAUUGCUUGGGCACUUUGAUCAAAACAUUCAAGGCUUCUUUCCUGCCAUUCUUUGAUGAACUUGCUAUGUAUAUAACACCAAUGUUGGGAAAGGAUAAAACAGCUGAGGAGAGAAGAAUUGCCAUUUGCAUUUUUGAUGAUGUUGCAGAACAAUGUCGAGAAGCCGCUCUGAGAUAUUAUGAUACUUAUCUUCCUUUCCUAUUAGAAGCAUGCAAUGAUGGGAAUGCGGAUGUUAGACAGGCUGCUGUUUAUGGAGUUGGUGUUUGUGCUGAAUUUGGUGGUUCUGUGUUCCGACCGCUUGUUGGAGAAGCUCUCUCAAGGCUAAAUAAUGUUAUUAGACAUUCUAAUGCACUGGAUUCAGACAAUGUGAUGGCAUAUGACAAUGCUGUUUCAGCUCUCGGAAAAAUUUGUCAGUUCCACAGGGAUGGUAUUGAUGCAGCUCAGGUUGUUCCUGCUUGGUUAAACUGCUUGCCAAUAAAAGGUGAUUUGAUCGAGGCCAAAGUUGUACAUGAGCAGCUUUGUUCAAUGGUUGAAAGGUCAGAUAGGGAGCUUUUGGGUCCUAACAAUCAAUAUCUUCCUAAAAUCAUUUCUGUAUUUGCUGAGGUCUUAUGUGCAGGAAGGGAUCUGGCCACGGAACAAACUGCUGGCAGGAUGAUUAAUCUUUUGAGGCAGCUCCAACAAACACUGCCACCAUCUGUCCUUGCUUCAACCUGGUCUUCCUUGCAGCCUCAGCAGCAGCUUGCAUUGCAGUCGGUCUUGUCAUCAUAGUUUUUCCUUUGAGUCGGUUGUCUGGUUAUAGUACAUCUUUUAUCAUUGGAAUCCAUUCUUUGUAUGUCCUUAAAUUUGUCGAGUCAUGUCAUCCAUUAGCGUAUUGUUUGCUUGCGGUUGAUAUAUUAUUGUUCGGCGAGAGAUUUUGUGAUUUUGGUGUAGAGUGUGUAUAUUAUAGACCGUAAAAUGCAUGUUUAUAUUAUUGGCUAGAGUGGUAAAAGUGAGUGGCUAUAGAAUGCUCCUGGUGGAAAAUAGUUCUGCAACAAUUUUGGUGCUUGAUCUUUUAUUUCUCUAUUGAAGUGUGAAAAUCAUCCUUCUGUAUGUAAUUGUAAGUUCUUCA